AUGGAAAAAGCUGUACAGUAUGCUGGUUUUAUCUCAUCGCAGGUUAUCAAUUGUCUACUUUUGUACCUGCUUCUUGCCAGGGCGCAUAAGAUUUUUGGCCGCUAUCGGAUAAUGAUGAUAUCAUUCUCAAUUGUGAUUAUGCUUUACUCGCUGACCGAGAUUUGUCGGACUAUGCUUGUCAGUAAUCAAAAAUGUUUCCAGUCCCAAAACCCCGUCAAUAGAGAAGAGCAAUGGAAUUGGUCGCAAGUAUUUGGCCUGGCAAUUUGUUGUAUAAUCAUGGGAUUGUGCUUCUCGACAAUAUCAUUAUAUCUCAACCGCCAGCUAUUCCUGACACUUUCUCUUCAGGUUUUCUUUUUUUUUUUCAAUUUUUCUAAUCGAAAAUGUUUCCAGACCCUGAUCCCAGUGGUAACAAUGUACUUCCCGGUGGGCAGUCUGAUAGUCUUCCCAUUUUUUGGAAUCGAUUUGGGAUUGUACGCAAACAAUCUCGGAGCAUUUGUUGGAGUUUAUCCUGCUUUGGAUCCAUUGUUUGCAAUAUUUCUGAUCAAAGACUUUCGCCAUUUUGUUUUGUGUCGAAAGAGCAAGAGCUAUAAAAUUGGUCCGUCAUCAAAUAACAACGCACGUAUUAUGUCAACUUCUGAUUAA
Messenger RNA from Caenorhabditis elegans, 642 nucleotides. NCBI's taxonomy places the organism in Eukaryota, Metazoa, Nematoda, Chromadorea, Rhabditida, Rhabditidae. The record is from the annotation of a RefSeq genome assembly.